UAUAAAGGCGGCAUCGCUGCGGUAGUGAGUAGUGACAUUGAGGCGUUGUGAUCCGGAGAAACAAAUAAGAGCAGGCGCCCUUUGCGCAUAAUGCAUCCAUAAAUCAGCCAGUGUUUUCAUUCACUCUGAGGAAAGGAAAGCACUAACGUUCAUUCGCUUUCCUCCUGCUCGACGGUUCAUCACUUUUAAACAGAACGGUUGCCUGCACUUCGCGUUACCAAAAUGAUCGCACGAGGAUGCGCUGCUGUCGUGUUGCUGGUGAAUUGUGUCUUCUCGGUACCUGUCUCUCCAGGUCACAUGGAUGAUAAGGAUGUGAAGGUGAUGAUGUGUAUUGUGGAAGUAAUUGCAGAUGCUCUGUCCAAGUCUCAUCCCAUCCCAGUGUCCCAGGAUUGUCUUGAAACCCUCAACACUGAUGACAGGCUUGUGAGCAUCCUGCGCCACCGCAACUUUCUUCAAGAGCUGCAAGAUAUCGCUGCAGAAGGAGCCAGUGAAAGAGCACAGAAACACCCAGGAGACACACCUGAUCAUGUGACCAGCCUCUCUAGAGACAUGAAGAAAACUGCAGAUGAUCAGUCAAUGUUGGUUGCCAUGGAUAAACCAGAAGAAGAUGCACAGAAGAGAGGAGCAGGAGAGCAGAGCUCCAGAGAGAGUGAGGAAACAGAGCAGGAGUCUCAAAAACGGGACCAGAUUGCUGAGGAAGAGGAGCGUGAAGAAGAAGAUGAGAGUCCUAGCAAUCACAUUUCCAACUUCAUAAACUCAGAGCAGAAGAGAGAGUCACAGGAGGAGGCAAAACAAGAGGAGAAGAAACACUCCAGCUUGGAGAAGGAGAAGGAGAAGGAGAGGGAAAUUGUUGCGGAUUACCAUAAAGAUGUUCCAGCCACAGAUGAUCAUGAAGCUAAUCCCGAUGUGAAACAGUCCAUCAUGGAGGACAGUGAGGAGAAUAAGGGAGCUGAAACAGAGAGAACACAUUCAAAAGAAGAGGAGGGGAAGAAAAGAGAGGUUGGAGUAAAGCGCUGGAGUCAUGUGAGAAAAUUGUCCCAUAAGAGAGUAGAGGCAAGCCCAAAACUGGAUGAGCACAGGGAAGCACCACACCACUCUAAGGAGAGAGAUGAUCAAGAGGGCGAGCUGUGGAGAAGCCCAGAGGAGCAGGAGCUGCACCUUAUGGCACAAACUCAUGCACAGGACAAAAGAGACGAAGAAGGCAGCGGCGGCAGAAAGACAGGGGAUGCUGAGAUUGAAAGUCUGGCUGUCAUUGAGUCUGAACUGGAGAGUGUGGCUCAGAAACUUCAUGAUCUGAGACGAGGCUGAGCCGCUCCAGCUCUUCUCUUUCCACUUUGCCCUUCAUCUCUCCUUCAGUAGAAAGGCAUGUUAACUGGAGAUGAGGCUCUCACCGUCUUGCUCAGUCCACAGCAGCGCAAGCUCUUAUCUCAGUGCCGCAGAUUCUCUGCUCAUUCCCUCCAUGUGUAAAAUAUGAAACCUCAAAGUAACUCCUCUGAUGUCAAACAUUCAGAGGUCCAUUCACUUUUUCUCCCAGCUCCUCCGCUUUGCUUUAUUAUGCUAGCAUCCUGAAGAAAUCUGGGCAUUUGAGUACAUUUAAUGUAAAGUUUUAGUCACUGUCAACUAUCACACUAGGUUAAAAUUUUAAUAUACAUAAGGAUACAUAUCUGAAAGGUUGCUCCUGAUAUUAUGGAGUCUUAUGAUCCGUCGGCAAUAAUGUUUUUAUUAGAUAUGGUGACACUGUAGUUAAAUGCUUUUUGGGAUUCAAGAAAAUAAAUAAAGAAAAAAAAACUGAAAAAAGUUUCAAUCUGGUUCCAUGCAAUGUGCAAAAAAAAAUAAAACAUACUCAAGUAUGAGUCCCAUACAGCAGAUAAACAAUCAGUCAAAAAUUCUCAAUGCUUAAGUUUGGUUUUAUUGUCCAUUUCAUUUCAUUUGUUAUUUUAAAGGCUUUUUUUUCUGUCUCAAAAAGAAAAAAAUUCACAUAUUUACAAAUAUACAUCAUACACAAGUAUAACACAAUUGGCAUAAAACAGACUAACAAACAAAUUACACUGUCAGAACGGCAAAUUUAACAUUUAUCAAUAAAACUGCAUCCAAAAUGCAAAUUCUGUUAUCAUUUACUAACCCUCACGUCUUUCCAAACCUGUGUGAAUUUAGUUUCUCUGUGAAACAUAAAAAAUUUGAU
This is a messenger RNA of Carassius carassius (crucian carp), 2182 nucleotides long. Its product is annotated as chromogranin-A-like. NCBI's taxonomy places the organism in Eukaryota, Metazoa, Chordata, Actinopteri, Cypriniformes, Cyprinidae. Gene Ontology annotation, biological process: defense response to bacterium; negative regulation of catecholamine secretion; negative regulation of insulin secretion. The record is from RefSeq and is a predicted model, not a curated record. Bases 223 to 1308 code for a protein of 361 amino acids. The transcript has 8 exons. Gene Ontology annotation, cellular component: chromaffin granule.